Penicillium manginii is the source of this 387-nucleotide messenger RNA. RefSeq lists its product as uncharacterized. The record is from RefSeq and is a predicted model, not a curated record. NCBI's taxonomy places the organism in Eukaryota, Fungi, Ascomycota, Eurotiomycetes, Eurotiales, Aspergillaceae. The transcript has a single exon. Bases 1 to 387 code for a protein of 128 amino acids.
AUGGAGCGACGGCGUGAACAUUUGCACCAACUCGACCAUUUCGGGUUCGAUCCCGCUCCACAAGCUACGCGCACAAAACAUCAAACGAAAGAAAAGAAGAGCACUUGCGAUUCAAGUGCAACCGAUGUUCGUAAUCUAACUCGCGAAGUGGCCACAAGGCUAUCCUUUGAUGAACAUGAGUCGCAUAAUGCAUCGAGAUCGCGUCACUGCAACGAUAAUUCGCUUAAGUCCCCUUUGAAGCUCCCAGACAAAGAAAAUACAGAGAAAAAGAACAACUUCUGGGGCUUUGAUCCAGCUAUUGAUCAAAUUCAAAGGUCAGUUGCCUUGGAAGAGGAACGAUCGGAGCAUAAAGACAAUAAUGAAAAGACCACGGGAAAGCAAGAAUAA